Molecule: messenger RNA, 1554 nt
Organism: Myripristis murdjan (pinecone soldierfish)
Lineage: Eukaryota; Metazoa; Chordata; Actinopteri; Holocentriformes; Holocentridae
Product: butyrophilin subfamily 1 member A1-like
Exons: 7
Coding region: 34-1554 (506 amino acids)
Biological process (GO): T cell receptor signaling pathway; regulation of cytokine production
Cellular component (GO): external side of plasma membrane
Molecular function (GO): signaling receptor binding
Source: RefSeq, a predicted model, not a curated record
CUCGCUUGGAACCCCGGCUGAGUAGGUGCUAAAAUGGGACCUGCUAGCAGAGCAGCGAUGAUCAAACCAGCUCUUCUAUUUGGAUGCCUUUUCCUGCUGUCCAGCCUGUCUCUGUGUGAAGGUCAGUCUCAGCUGAUUGGUCCUUCUCAGCCAAUAGUGGCGAUAGUUGGUGGUCACAUCUUUUUGCCGAGCCACCUGGAACCUGCUGUGGACGCUGUUGGCAGGACAGUGGAGUGGACGAGACCCGACCUGGACCACAGAUUUGUCCAUGUGUGGCGACGUGACGGCGUGGAGGUUGUGUCUAAAAAACACCUGUCCUAUGAGGGAAGAACGUCUCUGUUCCUGCACAAACUGAUGAACGGAGACGUUUCACUGAAACUCUCUGAAGUGAAACUCUCUGAUGAAGGAAAAUAUCAAUGCUUCAUUCCUUCACUGGACAGAGAAUCUAUAGUUGAGCUUGUUGUUGGGGAAGUGUCUCAGCCUGAAAUCUCAAUCACCGCUGAAAGUGGCAGUGAUGGAGAGACCCUACAGUGUGAGGUUUGCUGGUUGCCAAAGCCUGAGGUCGAGUGGCUGGAUGACCAGGGCAAGGUCAUCAAAGGCAGAGACUCAACUCUGAGAAACCCUGAUGUCAACCAGUGCUAUACAGUGACGAGCACAGUGAAGGUCCAGAACACCGACAGCAGCAGAAAGUUCACCGUCAGAAUUCGUCAACCGCAGAUCAACAAGAUCAUGAAGAUCAAUUACCACUUACCAGCUAAAAACACGGCGUCCUGCACAGGAUACAUGGCUGGCAUUAUUUUUUUAUGCCUUUCAUCACUUGCAGUUGCAGUUGGAGUUGGAUUUUUUGUCACAAAGAAAAAGACAAAGGAAGCUGAACGGAGCCAGACACCGACACCGACACCAGCAACAAGCAGGAGGUCCUCCAGUGACAGUGCAGCUAGCACAGAGAAUAACUUGCUGCUUCUGGAUUCAAAAAAGAGGUUGAAAGAGCCGGCUGAACCUGAGUCACAGCCGCGCGUUGAAGGCAACGACCGGAUUCAAAAUCAGCAGCUGAACAGGCAACAGUCUGUCAUCACCAAGGCCCCUGAUUCUGUCCAGCACAUCAGUGGUAAUGGGAAUGCCAGCUCCUCACCGCCAAAUUCCACCAACCGCAGUCCACAUACUGAUGGUGACGCAAAGCCAAGCCUGUCACCCCGUAGGAGCCGCCCAUCCUUCAGCAAAUCUGAAGGAUGGGCAAACCAGAGUGAUGGUCCAAAACAUGGAGUCCCAGUGCAGGACAGCGGUCCUCCACCUUGCAGCCCAAGCCAUGGCAACAGUCCCCGGCACAUCGGCAGUCCUAAACGCAGCACUCCUGAUCUCUCUAAAGCAGCUGCAGGAUCGACCACUUCACUUUUCAACAAUCCUUUGGCGCAGAAAUCCAGUUUCCCUGUUCGUUCCAAUAGUUGCUCUCUCCCUGUGCGUGGUCCUAACACUUCCCUGCGUGGGAAAAAGAGUCCUUCAUUUAGAGCAGACCAAAAUCGCUACAGUGCCCUGGCUGAGUUCGACCAAGAGUAG